This is a messenger RNA of Peromyscus californicus insignis, 2145 nucleotides long. RefSeq names its product inositol polyphosphate-1-phosphatase (gene Inpp1). NCBI's taxonomy places the organism in Eukaryota, Metazoa, Chordata, Mammalia, Rodentia, Cricetidae. Bases 677 to 1873 code for a protein of 398 amino acids. The record is from RefSeq and is a predicted model, not a curated record. Gene Ontology annotation, molecular function: inositol-1,4-bisphosphate 1-phosphatase activity. The transcript has 6 exons. Gene Ontology annotation, biological process: phosphatidylinositol phosphate biosynthetic process.
CCGUCUUGGGGAACGCCCGGUCGGUCGUCCAGGUUUGGCUUUCAAGUUUGACCAGCAGAGAUUGAUUGAUUAAUCCGAAGGAGUUUUGUGGAAUUUUAAUAAUUUUUAAAAUGAAAAGGUAAAUUUAAACCGGACCCGAUCGUGCAUUCCUGUAAUCCCAGCACUCAGAAAACUGAGGCAGGAGAAUGCUCACCAGUGGCAGGCCACCCUGGACUAUAUAGCAAGACCCUACCUCAGAAAAAUCAGUAAAUUUAGCGUUCUUUGAGAAUCGAACAGAUGAACUGCAUUUGAUGUCAAGGAGAGCUCGGUGACUUUUAGUACUCGCUCUGCAUAGCUGAACUUGCUUUGAAACAUUUCUGAUUGUCUUGGGAAAAGUUGCAGAUCCCUCAGUCUUCCUCCAACAGAUGAAAAUAUCUGAUUAAGACGCUGUUCACCAACUGAACUGGAAAUCGCUUUUAUCAGAGAAAGCAUAUCUACACCAGAAAGCAGCUUAUUAAAUAAAGCCCAUAUUAAACUGCCCACUACUGAUGAGUUGCCUCUGGAUCCACCCAGACGUCUAGCUGUAAGCAUUUCAUCACCAAGUAUUGACAUAUUAAUAAGAACUGAGGAAUUCGGAGAAGAGUUUCAGAGAGCGGGAUGUUAAACUGAGAGCCAGAGGGUGGGUGAGGCUUCCGAGAUGUCAGACAUCCUGCGGGAGCUGCUCCGUGUCUCUGAGAAGGCUGCUAACAUCGCCCGGGCCUGCAGGCAGCAGGAGGCCCUCUUCCAGCUGCUCGUCCAGGAGAAGAAAGGCUCAGAGAAGAACAAGAAGUUCGCUGCAGAUUUCAAGACCCUGGCGGAUGUGCUGGUGCAGGAAGUUAUAAAACAGAACAUGGAGAACAAGUUUCCAGGCUUGGGGAAGAAAGUUUUUGGAGAAGAAUCCAAUGAGUUCACAAAUGAUUUGGGGGAAAAGAUCACUGUGGAAGUACGGUCCACAGAGGAGGAGACAGCAGAGCUUCUCAGCAGAGUCCUUGAUGGCAACAUGCUGGCGUCUGAAGCGUUGGCUAAGGUGGUGCAUCAGGAUGUGGACUUAACUGACCCCACUCUGGAGUCCCUGGAGAUCCAGGUCCCACAGGACAUUCUGGGAAUUUGGGUGGAUCCCAUUGAUUCAACCUAUCAGUACAUUAAAGGUUCUGCCGACGUGAAGUCCAACCAAGGAGUUUUCCCCAGUGGACUUCAGUGUGUGACCAUUUUAAUUGGCGUCUAUGACAUCCAGACAGGCAUGCCCCUGAUGGGAGUCAUCAACCAACCUUUUGCGUCUCAAAACCUGACGACGCUAAGGUGGAAGGGCCAGUACUACUGGGGCCUUUCUUACAUGGGGACCAACAUCCAUUCCCUGCAGCUCGCCACCUCGAAAGCGGACGACGGUGAAUCCCAGACUGAAAACGCAGACACAGAGUCCUCCGGGCCCUGUUCUGCGGUCAUCAGCACCAGCGAAAACGAGGCCGUCAAAGCCGCACUGUCGCGGGUGUGCGGGGGCGGCGUCUUCCCCGCCGCUGGGGCCGGCUACAAGAGCCUCUGUGUAGUCCAAGGCCUGGUGGACAUUUACAUCUUCUCAGAGGACACCACGUACAAGUGGGACUCCUGUGCAGCUCACGCCAUUCUGAGGGCCAUGGGUGGGGGCAUUGCAGACAUGAAGGAGUGCUUGGCGAGAAGUCCCCAAGCGGGGCUGGAUUGGCCACAGCUGCUGUAUCACGUGGAAAACAGAGGCGCCUCCGGGGUGGACCUCUGGGCCAACAAGGGAGGACUGAUCGCGUACAGGUCCAGGCAUCGGCUGGAUUCCUUCCUGAACUGCCUCAUCCAAAACCUCGGGCCUUUGAAGACACAGCAGACGUAGGACUCUGACCUCAGCUCGCCCUUGAACCGAACUGAACCUCUUCUUGUUAAUCUCUAUCUGUCAAAUAUAGUUUCGUCCUGUUGAUGGUUAAUGUUCACCGUCCCCUUUUGAGGAACAUUUUCCCCAUUAUGUGUUCAUAAUGUUAAUUUCAGUAAAUUAGUGACUUUCGUGUCACAACUAAGUUCGUAUAUGAUAUUCUUAUAGUGAACGUUUGUGUUGUUAAUGUUGCUUGGAAACCAUCAAUAAAGUACCAAGGGAGGAGCAAAAAUGUC